AUGUUCAAGAGCGGUCUCGCCCGGACCUUCGGGAGGGCUGCACUUGCCCGGCCGACUCCCGUCGCUCGCGCUUUCCAGCCUCUCCGCUCCAAUGCUCUGCCUGCCCUGUCUGCUCGCCUCGCCAGCACCGACGCCGUUUUGACUGGCCGCGUCCACCAGGUCAUUGGUGCCGUCGUCGACGUGAAGUUCGAUGGCGAGAAGCUCCCUGCCAUUUUGAACGCCGUUACAACCGAGAACAACGGACAGAAGCUCGUGCUCGAGGUUGCCCAACAUCUGGGUGAGAAUGUCGUCCGUACUAUUGCCAUGGACGGUACCGAGGGUCUGUCCCGUGGUGUUGCCGCUCACGACACCGGUGCCCCCAUCAAGAUCCCCGUCGGUGCCGGCACCCUGGGCCGUAUCAUCAACGUCACUGGUGACCCCAUUGACGAGCGUGGUCCCAUCAAGGCUACUCAGUUCAAGCCCAUUCACGCCGAGCCCCCGGCCUUCGUUGAUCAGUCCACCUCUGCCGAGAUUCUCGUCACCGGUAUCAAGGUCGUCGAUCUCCUCGCCCCCUACGCCCGUGGUGGUAAGAUUGGUUUGUUCGGUGGUGCCGGUGUCGGCAAGACUGUGUUCAUUCAGGAGUUGAUUAACAACAUCGCCAAGGCUCACGGUGGUUACUCCGUCUUCUGUGGUGUCGGUGAGCGUACCCGUGAGGGUAACGAUCUGUACCACGAGAUGCAGGAGACUGGUGUCAUCCAGCUUGAUGGUGAUUCCAAGGUGUCUCUGGUCUUCGGUCAGAUGAACGAGCCCCCGGGUGCCCGUGCCCGUGUCGCCCUCACCGGUCUGACCAUCGCCGAGUACUUCCGUGACGACGAGGGUCAGGAUGUGCUGCUCUUCAUUGACAACAUUUUCCGUUUCACCCAGGCCGGUUCCGAGGUGUCUGCCCUGCUGGGUCGUAUCCCCUCCGCUGUCGGUUACCAGCCCACUCUGGCCGUCGACAUGGGUAUGAUGCAGGAGCGUAUCACCACCACCCAGAAGGGUUCCAUUACCUCCGUCCAGGCCGUCUACGUCCCCGCUGACGAUCUGACUGAUCCUGCCCCCGCCACCACCUUCGCUCACUUGGACGCCACCACUGUCUUGUCCCGUGGUAUCUCCGAGUUGGGUAUCUACCCCGCUGUCGACCCUCUCGACUCCAAGUCCCGUAUGCUCGACCCCCGUAUCAUCGGUGAGGAGCACUACGCUACCGCCUCUCGUGUCCAGCAGAUGCUCCAGGAGUACAAGUCCCUCCAGGAUAUCAUUGCCAUUCUUGGUAUGGACGAGUUGUCCGAGAGUGACAAGCUCACUGUCGAGCGUGCCCGUAAGCUCCAGCGUUUCCUGUCCCAGCCCUUCGCUGUCGCUCAGGUCUUCACUGGUAUCGAGGGUCAGCUCGUCGACUUGAAGGACACUGUCCGCUCCUUCAAGGCCAUCAUCAACGGUGAGGCUGAUGACCUCCCCGAGGCCGCCUUCUACAUGGUUGGUGAUAUUGAGUCUGCUCGCGCCAAGGGUGAGAAGAUUCUGGCUGAGCUCGAGGGAUCGGCCUAA
Penicillium maclennaniae is the source of this 1560-nucleotide messenger RNA. Its product is annotated as F1F0 ATP synthase subunit beta. NCBI's taxonomy places the organism in Eukaryota, Fungi, Ascomycota, Eurotiomycetes, Eurotiales, Aspergillaceae. The transcript has 6 exons. Gene Ontology annotation, molecular function: ATP binding; proton-transporting ATP synthase activity, rotational mechanism; ATP hydrolysis activity. Gene Ontology annotation, biological process: proton motive force-driven mitochondrial ATP synthesis; proton transmembrane transport. The coding region runs from base 1 to 1560 and encodes 519 amino acids. The record is from RefSeq and is a predicted model, not a curated record.